AUGGCCUCUCAAUCCAAUCUCGAUUAUCAGAUCUUUUGGGCACCACGACCGCUGUCAAGGCCACGGUGCGUCGAGGGUCAAUCGCAUCCUCGCCCACCUCGGCCACUGCCGAAGCCCUCGCCGUUGCCGCUGGAUGAAAGUCGUGGAAUGAUUGUUGUGCCGAAAGGAUCGCCUCACUCGUCGCCAAGGCUGGCGUCAAGCAGAGACGACGCUAUCUACAUUUCCGAAGAUGCAGCUUCAGACAUCAACGACGCGUCUCACGAAUUAUUUGAUGAAACAAUGCCGCCAAUCCGGGCUAUCGUGCAGUCUCUGGAAAACGCUGGAAAAGUGGGCAGCACAAAUGAUGGCUUUGAGCAAUCGUCACAAUGCAAGGAUGUGCAUGAAGCAAUUGACCAAAUGGCCGACUCCAAGCCUCCCGAUCAUGAACAACUCAACGAGAGCCACAGGCCGACUGUUGACCUAGCUGCUGAAUGCCUGAAUGGCGUUUCUGCGUCGACACCUCGAACAUGUACAUCCACGCCCACUUCGAUGACUGAUGGAUCACAGACUGGUAGCUCGUCUUGUGAAUCUUCGCCUCGGGACGCUAAUUCUUCACAUGCCCAUAGUUGUUCUGUAUCGGCAGACGAUCAAAGCAUCAAAAAGCCCUCUUCAUCAGAGAUACCGUGGUGUGCUGACAGUCAGCUGCAUUCCCAUGCAUUGGCAGCACCGUCGCAAAAGCUGGCAUCAAUCAAAGAUGACUCGUUCGACGUUUCCGACACGGCUCUUGGCGACACCGAUACGUCGUGCGAGAAGUCAUCUGAUGAAACGCUACCUUCGGUGCGAACUGGAGUGCGGUCUCUAGAAGAAACUGGGAAAAUGCGCAGCACCGUUGGUGAUAGCGAGCAAACGUCAAAUUCCGGGGAUGUGCGUGAACCAUCCCACGGACCGCUUUCUUCUCCGCUACUUGACCGUAGCCGAAUAUAUCAGAGCGCCACAUUUUCGCUGGUUAAGCCGGCGGACUGCCCAACGAGAGUUUCAUCAUCGAUCUCUCGAAUUGGGAGUCCCAUAGCCUCAACGCCGGCCUCCUCGCGCCCGAAUAGACUAUCGCCUGAAUCGCAAGUCUGGGACGCCGUUUCUACGCAAACAAGCUGUACUUCCAUGUCAGCUCUUGGCAACGGCGAGGACGAGAUCGACGAUCAAAUCCGCACCGGGACAAACCUACCAGAGAAGGCCGCCAACGAUCCACGCGAACGAGAGUACACAUGCGACGAGGAGCCACUCAUGAGGACGGCCACCGCUCGGGCGCUGAACAAGAGGUCACGGGAGUCAUUUGUGGACCACGGUACCGAGCAGUCUGAAGCGGAAAGCCUGCGUGGGGCAGUAGACGAUCCGGAAUAUUGCCCAUCACCAAGUGACGAAUCAGAAGACGAUAGCGACAGCCCAUCUGGUGACGAAGAACAGGCAUCCCGCAAGCGCCGCAAACUCCAAACACAGUCUUGUAAACUCAAAUCGCGACGUCAACGAAGCGUUCAUUGUGAAUUGGCGGGGUUGGACCAGGCAUCAGAGCCGGUUUCUGCAGCGCAAGAGGAUGUACAUGCUGUGGCGGAGCCCGCGGAUGCGGCGUUCGAUGAAUGGAUCUUGCAGGAUGUGGUACUAAAACGAACGAUCAUGGACGGCAAGGCCACAUUCCUGUUCCAGUUUGACUGGGAUCUCUGCGCAAAACACGGGCAGGCAGCUCGCAAACCUCGCAAACGGUCUAAGCAGCAAGGUCAAGCUAAGCCUAUCGCGAAGAACAAUGGAAGAAGGAGGUUCACAGCAUCGGAAGACCAAUGGCUCGCUAGAUGGAAGGAAGAAGAAGGGCUAUGUUGGGCUGAGAUCCAUUCGCGCUUUUGCGCCAAAUUUGAAGAACGGUCAAAGGAAGCACUCCAAGUGCGGUAUUGUACGAGAUUAAAGCAACAGAACAAUAAUUGA
Beauveria bassiana ARSEF 2860 is the source of this 1950-nucleotide messenger RNA. RefSeq lists its product as uncharacterized. Bases 1 to 1950 code for a protein of 649 amino acids. The transcript has 3 exons. NCBI's taxonomy places the organism in Eukaryota, Fungi, Ascomycota, Sordariomycetes, Hypocreales, Cordycipitaceae. The record is from RefSeq and is a predicted model, not a curated record.